Ziziphus jujuba (common jujube) is the source of this 729-nucleotide messenger RNA. Its product is annotated as protein GL2-INTERACTING REPRESSOR 1. NCBI's taxonomy places the organism in Eukaryota, Viridiplantae, Streptophyta, Magnoliopsida, Rosales, Rhamnaceae. The record is from RefSeq and is a predicted model, not a curated record. The coding region runs from base 169 to 561 and encodes 130 amino acids. The transcript has a single exon.
AAAUAUAUAUAUAUAUGCUUCUGCAUUUGCAUGAUUAAAAUUUUUAUACUGAAGUUAAUUUUCAGUCUUUUUUUUAUGUUAGUAUUAUUAUUACUAUUUUUAAUCUUUGGAUGUGAUUUUGUAUCUCUGCUAGCUAUUCAGUGAAAACUAAAACACGGUGAAAUUAACAUGAGUACUGGAAGAGGUAGUAGUAGUAGUAGUAGUAGUUCAAAGCAUGAAAUGGAGCUGAACUUGUCUGCACCAAUAAGGCCAAACUCACCCCAUGACAAUGAUGUUGCGCCAUGGAAUUCACCAUCAUCGGAAAUAUCGUCAGAAAUGUCGGUGGUGGAAGGUUCUUCUUCUUGUGUGUCGUGGGAGGCGGCAGAAGAGAGUAGCGUCGUUGAUGGAACUUUUGCAAGCAGCCCAGCAAUGGUGCUGGUGGGGUGCCCUCGAUGCCUAAUGUAUGUGAUGCUAUCACAAGUAGAUUCCAAGUGUCCCAAAUGCAAUAGCACAGUAUUGCUCGAUUUCCCUUUCCUCAAUAUUGAUCAUGAGGAAGCCACUAAGACCACUGCAGGGAUCUGAUAUUGAUAAUUAUGUAAGAACAUAUAUACAUAUAUAUAUCUAUAUAUAUAUAUAUAUAUGUGGACUCCUUAAUUAAUUUCCUUCAUCUUUAUUAUAUGUCGACGUACGUUGUUCUUGAUGUUUGUAGGACAUCCAUAUAAAUUGGAAGAGUAAUUUCCUUCAUCUUUA